UCUCUUUCUUUCUCGUCCUGUCUCCUGUAUUCCUCCUCUCUGGACUUCUCUUGUAUGUUGUCCUGAUGGAUAUGUGGAGGAUCUUUCUGUCUCUUUCUCUCGUGGUCCAGCAGAGUUCAGCUGAAGAAGUUAUGCUGCUGGACACUACAGAGUCCACUGCUGAACUAGGCUGGACAACAUAUCCUGACACAGGGUGGGAUGAGGUGAGCGUGUUAGAUGACAAGGGGAAACUCAUGCGUACCUUUGAAGUCUGCAAUGUUAACCAGAACACUCGUCUCCAAGACAACUGGCUGGCUACACCCUUCCUGUACCGGCAGUCGGCUCCGCGGAUCUUCGUGACACUGCGCUUCUCGGUUCGCGACUGUACCAGUUUACGCUCACCGUCUCCGACGUGCAGAGAGACGCUGACGCUCUACUAUAAACAGGCCGACUCCCAAAGGGAACUGGAGAGAACCUGGGCAGCUGAACCUUCAACUGGAGAAUCGAGAGAGGGCUGGGUGAAGAUCGACACCAUCGCAGCGGACAAAAGCUUCAGCCGCGUGGAGCCGAGUCUACCUCACCAGUACAAAUCUGAGAGUGCACGACGCAUCAAUGUGAAAACCCGCAGCUUUGCACCUCUUACACGCAAAGGGUUUGUGUUAGCCGUAGUAGACAGCGGAGCGUGCGUGUCCCUCAUGGGGGUUUCCAUAUUUUACCGCCGCUGUCCAGCAACCAGUCGUUACCUGGCUUUCUACCCUGCCACACCCUCAGGGGCUGAGCCCACAUCUCUGGUUCCAGUGACUGGGACUUGUGUACCUCAUAGCCAAUCACAAGGUGGGACACCGCCAAGAAUGCACUGUAACACAGAAGGUGAAUGGCUGGUGCCUGUAGGAGGAUGCACGUGUGAUGCGGGAUAUGAGCCAAACCAUAAUGGCUCAGCCUGUCUGGCGUGCCAAAUUGGGUCCUAUAAAGCGCUCGCAGGCUCAGGUUCCUGUACGGAGUGCCCGGCUAACAGCAGAACUAGUUCAGAAGGCUCCAAGCUUUGCGAGUGUCGGAGUGGUUUCUACCGCGCCCCCACCGAUGCUAAUACUACAGCCUGCACAAGUUCUCCAUCAGCACCAGUGUCCCUUUCAUGGGAGUAUGAGAGCGCAGAAGGUGGGGUAUCACUGAGAUGGAGACCACCCACAGAUAUGGGGGGUCGAAGUGAAGUGUGGUACGGGGUGGUGUGUCGAAUCUGCCCUUCUGCCACUAACACCCCACCCAGCAUGUGCUCCUGGUGUGGAGAGAUGGUUACUUUUUCCCCCUCUCAGACUGGUUUAAAACAGACGAGGGUCACUCUCAAAAACCUGCUCACUAGAGUCACCUACCUCAUACAGGUUCAGGCAAUAAAUGAAGUAUCGGCACUAAGUCCGUUUCCACCUCAGUUUGCCAGCAUCAACUUCACCACCAGCCAAUCAGUGCCUUCUGAGGUUCCAAUGCUGCACCAGUUGAGCAGAGUUCAAGACUCCAUCACACUGUCAUGGCCUCAGCCUGAUCGGCCCAAUGGCGACAUCCUUGAAUACCAACUUCGAUACUACGAUAAGGGUUCAGAUGAGGACAGUGCUGUGAGUGUGUUCAGUGAAACUAACACAGUAACAGUUGGAGGUUUGAUUCCAGGCUCCAUCUACGCCUUCCAGAUUCGUGCACGAAACGAAAGGGGCUAUGGACCUUACAGCCACACCAUUUACUUCAGCACUUUAGCAAUGGAGGAACAAUCAAAGCAGAUUCAAAACCGUCUGCCUCUUAUGGUUGGAUCAGUGAUGGGUGGGGCAGCAUUUCUAUUAGUUGUAACAGCAAUCAUCAUCGUGUUUGUGUUUAAAAGUAAAAGAAGAGAGAGUCCUUAUAGUGACAGACUGCAGCGAUACAUCAGCAACAGAGGUGGAGUGAAAUAUUACGUAGACCCCUCCACUUACGAAGACCCCAGUGAGGCCGUCAAAGAAUUUGCACGAGAAAUUGACCCUGCUCACCUAAAGAUCGAAGAGGUCAUUGGUGCUGCUCAGUUUGGUGAGGUGUCCCGUGGGCGGUACAGACCCCUGGGCCGUAGAGAGGUAUUGGUUGCAGUUAAAACUUUACGCUGGGGAGUGACAGACCGAGAGAAGAAUGUGUUUCUCAGCGAGGCAGGCGUCCUUGGCCAGUUUGACCACCCCAAUGUACUGAAACUGGAGGGUGUGAUAACCCGCACCCCACCUGAACGUAUUAUCACAGAGUUUAUGGAGAACGGCCCACUUGAUGCCUUUCUGAGGGAGAAUGAGGAUCAGUUUAGUGUGCUACAGCUGGUGGGCAUGCUGAGAGGCGUUGGAGCUGGAAUGCGUUAUCUUUCAGAGAGGAAUUUUGUUCAUCGUGAUCUUGCAGCGAGGAACAUUCUUGUGAAUUCGAACCUUGUGUGUAAGGUGUCUGACUUCGGCCUGUCACGUUUAAUGAGGGGGCUGGACCGCAACAUGCCCACCUACACUGCAUCGCUGGGUAGUAAGAUCCCUGUACGGUGGACAGCCCCUGAAGCUUUCCAGCACCGUAAGUUCAGUUCAGCAAGUGACGUCUGGAGCUUUGGCAUACUCAUGUGGGAGGUCAUGUCAUAUGGAGAACGUCCAUACUGGGACAUGAGCAACCAAGAGGUAAUGAAGGCAGUUGUAGAUCAGUACCGCUUGCCUGCUCCAACCUGUUGUCCCCCUGCUCUUCAUGCACUCAUGCUUCAGUGCUGGCAGGCUGACAGACAGGACCGACCAGGCUUUGAUUCUCUUCUGUCAUCUCUUGACCGCCUCAUACGACACCCCGCUUCCCUGAAGGCUGACCACAUCCGUCCCACCCAGCCACUGCUAAGCCCCACCCCUACAGACCUCUCGUCAGUUGUAACAGUCAGUGAUUGGCUGACAGCUUUAAAGAUGGAUCGAUAUAAGGAUGCUUUUGAAAGAGCACAGUUUCACAGUUUGGAAAGAGUGAGCAUGCUCACAAUGGAGGAUGUACAGACUGUAGGUGUAAAUUUACUUGGUCAUCAGCGGAAGAUCGUAAACGCAGCUAAACAGCUCAGGACACACCUUACUCAGGGACAUGUGGAAGUCUAGGGCUUCCCACUUUGUGUAAACACAGCAGUGCAUGCUGGGGGUUGUAUAACCCGCAGCCUGUGUCAGCCCACAACAACACUGGAUGAGAGAAAGAAAGAGGAAGAGAAGCUUUGAUGAAGACAAUUAUUACUUAUUCACUUUAUAGUCCCACCCUUCCUUGCCAACCUGCGUCUUCCAUAUUCCUACUCCGACUUCCUCCUUUAUUGUUGCACUACCUCUCACUUUUUGGUUCUUUGCUUAUGGCAUUCAGUAUGAACUUGCGCCUUAAAUACACACAGAAGGAAAACUCCUUUCACAAUCAAUUGCAAAGACAAUCAGAGACUUUGAAUGGACAGUUAUUGACUGUUAUGUCUUUGUUGGCACUUUUGGUCAAUGGCACUAGAUGUUGUGUAAUUUUGUCUGUAAAAAAACUGUACACACUGCAAAAAAAAUUGUACUUUGUAUUUAAUUGGUCUUUUUGUCUAAUACAAAUAUUUAAACAUCCAUAAAAUAAGACAUACUUAAAAACCGUAUUUUUUGUUUCUUUACGGCAGUGGUUCUUACAUUUUUCAGCCUGCGUGUUCACCAGUUUCAGAACCUUAUAGAAAAGUAUUUUCUUGUUGUUUUAAACUUUAACCUCAAGCAGGUAUUAAAACAAUAAAAAGGCAAUAA
This is a messenger RNA of Paramisgurnus dabryanus, 3728 nucleotides long. Lineage: Eukaryota; Metazoa; Chordata; Actinopteri; Cypriniformes; Cobitidae. The record is from RefSeq and is a predicted model, not a curated record.